Bombyx mori (domestic silkworm) is the source of this 5649-nucleotide messenger RNA. It is a transcript of the gene Edem2, whose product is annotated as ER degradation-enhancing alpha-mannosidase-like protein 3. Gene Ontology annotation, biological process: mannose trimming involved in glycoprotein ERAD pathway; endoplasmic reticulum mannose trimming; carbohydrate metabolic process. Gene Ontology annotation, molecular function: mannosyl-oligosaccharide 1,2-alpha-mannosidase activity; calcium ion binding. Lineage: Eukaryota; Metazoa; Arthropoda; Insecta; Lepidoptera; Bombycidae. The record is from RefSeq and is a predicted model, not a curated record. Bases 394 to 2985 code for a protein of 863 amino acids. Gene Ontology annotation, cellular component: membrane; endoplasmic reticulum. The transcript has 10 exons.
AAUUGGAGAAUUUAAGGACCAUGCUAUUUGUUUAGCGCUGUUGAUAUUUGCUUUAAGAAAAUGUUCAAAUUCUCUAGAAGAUAGAAAUGUAUGGGACAUGCUUUCUUAGCCUGUACCGAUGAUCGACUAGAGAAAAAAAAUUGACGGAUUAUAAAAAUUCAAUUGACAAGAAUGAUUAUGAGGUGUCCUGAAGUUAUUGGAACUUAAUUUCAGAAUGUAUACAUAAUUUAAUAUUGUCACAACACUUUUAUUUUCAAUGAAAUGUUAAUGUUUUGGAAACAGAUGUAUCCAUUUUAUAAAAGUUAUUUUCCUCAACUUUCUAUUUAUUCGUAAACCAUUUCAAUAAUUUGAGUUCAUAUUAAACUGAAAGGUUUUUUUAGUUUGUAUUUUACAAUGGCUUUCCCCGUUUUAUUAAUAAUGUUCGUUACGAUCGUUUUGGUUAAAACCGAAGAGGAAACUUCAGGAUUACGUAUGUCAAAGGCGGAGAGACUAAGCUUAAGAGAUGAAUCAAGGCAGAUGUUCUAUCAUGCUUAUCAUGCUUACAUGGAGAAUGCAUAUCCAGCUGAUGAACUGAUGCCUCUCAGUUGCAAGGGCAGAUGGAAAGGAAUUACACCGAGUCGUGGAGAUAUGGAUGAUGCUUUAGGAAAUUUCUCAUUGACAUUGGUGGACAGCUUAGACACUUUAGUUGUGAUGGGGGACUUUUCGGAAUUUAAUCAUGCAAUCCAACUCGUUAUAAAAGAUGUCUCUUUUGACCAAGAUAUUGUUGUUUCAGUCUUUGAAACAAAUAUUAGGAUGCUGGGGGGUCUAUUGUCUGCUCACGUAUUGGCGGAAACGUUGAAGAGCGAUAUUCCAUUAUUGCAAUGGUAUAACAAUGAAUUGUUGACGAUGGCAGAAGAUUUAGGGAAAAGGUUGUUACCUGCUUUCAAUACAUCCACUGGCAUACCUCAUGGAAAGAUAAACCUCAGACAUGGUAUACGAGACUUAACCGAAUCACGGGAGACAUGCACUGCGUGCGCGGGAACGAUGAUUCUAGAGAUGGCAGCUCUGACACGACUCACCGGAAACCCUAUUUACGAACAGAAAGCGCAUAAAUCUAUGGAUCGUCUCUGGAAAAUAAGACACAGAACCUCGGACCUCAUGGGGACAGUUAUAAACAUUCACUCCGGUGACUGGGUUCGUAAAGAUUCCGGAGUCGGUGCCGGAAUAGACUCUUACUAUGAAUAUUGCUUGAAAGCAUACAUACUCCUUGGUGAUGAAAAAUAUCUUGCCCGAUUUACUAGGCACUACAACGCCAUCAUGAAGUACAUAAGUAGAGGUCCCGUAAUGUUGGCCGUGCACAUGCACCGACCGCAUCUCCAGUCCCGUAAUUUCAUGGAUGCCCUGUUGGCGUUCUGGCCUGGGCUACAGGUACUACUGGGCGACGUCCGACCGGCCGUCGAAACUCACGAGAUGCUCUACCAAGUAAUGCAGAGGCACACUUUCAUACCGGAAGCUUUCACUUCCGACUUUCAGGUGCACUGGGGACAGCAUCCGUUGCGGCCAGAGUUUUUGGAGUCGACUUAUUUCUUGCAUCGCGCCACCGAAGACGAUCACUAUUUGCAAGUCGGCAAGACCGUGCUGAAAGCGUUGCAGCAGCACACGCGCGUGCCGUGCGGAUACGCGUCCGUGAAUGACGUCAGAACGCGCGCACACGAGGACCGAAUGGACUCGUUCGUGCUCGCGGAGACAUUCAAAUACUUAUACAUGCUGUUCGGCGACGAGAAGGAUUUCCCGAUCAAACUGGAAGAUUACGUAUUGACAACUGAAGCACAUUUCCUGCCGCUGUCGUUGGCAACCGUAGGAAAGAACACGUCGUAUUUCACAUUGAAGAUCGACGAUCCCGACGAAGAUAAAUAUAGAAAAACGUGCCCGAAUACAGCGUCGCUUGUGCCCGAGAAAGUACGUCAGCCGAUGCGCCAGCUGCUGGGCUCGACCGCGGCGCGUCCGCCGGCGAGGCUGCGUCCACUCAAUGACCCUCGCCAGAUUAACGCUCUCUCCGACAUGGGUAUAUCAGUACUGACUCUUCCCGAUGGUAGAGUACAGCUGCUUUAUACUAUCAACACAGCUAAAUCGGCGAAAGACGCCGCUGAAGGCUUGACGUUCAUGCGGGAGAUGGCCAAAUGGAACUCGCUUAGUGAUUUCGAAAACGGAGUCAUACCGGCCGGUGUGAAAAUCGACGAUAAAAUCUUUCCUGCCGGACCAGCGCACUUCGGGAAGGAAAUAACAGGAAACGAACGCCACACAAACACCCUUACAUUCGUGACCCCUAUCGACGCGUGCACCCCUGUUGAAAACGAAGAGGAGAUUUCGAACGGUUUCGGUAUCGCGAAACGCGGCCAUUGCACGUUCGCUCAGAAAGUGCGAAACAUGCAAAAGGCCGGCGUCAAACUGGCCAUCAUAAUAGACAACAUUCCGGACUCGACACACGAGACGACCGCUCUGUUCGCGAUGUCCGGCGACGGUAACGACGACAUCGAAAUACCCGCAGUUUUCCUGUUCUCGAAAGAAGGCGAAUAUUUAUCGAACGCUUUAAAGAAUAACCCCGAGCUCACCGUGACCGUGGGCGAACUUAAAAACUUAAAGAAGCACUACGAUAAUUCCUGCGAUGAAGGCGGCUGCGAGGCCGUGGUCGAUUCACAGAACUUACCGGCGGACAAAGAAUCCUUCGAUCAUUUAAAAAAGGUUCUAAGCCAGUUGGUUGCUCAAUUCGAAUUGUCGCUCUCGAACGAAGAAGGUAAUACGCAAAAUUCAUGCGCCGAAGAAAUCGCUGAGAGCAUUCACUUAGAGAAGGGGGAAUUCGUUCAUAACGUAGCCCGUAAAACAAGUUCUGUGAAAACCAUACAGCAAUCAGUUACCAUCGAACCUGUGGGUCCGUCAGAAGUUGCACCGAAAGAAAGUGUUCAAGAUACGGGUGAAGCAAAUAAAAAUAAACCCGAUGAACUCUGACACACUCAAUACAUCGGGAACGUAUGCGAAUAAGAAAGAAAAAUAUAUAUAUUGUAAACAAGAUAAAUGCUGUGUAUAAUAUGUACAUAAUUGAAUCUAAGAUUUAAUAACACUGUUAAGAAUUUUCGUGCCUUUUAAGUAAUUGCCACUUUAGUUGUUUUAAUUUAAGAGCAAUAAAUAUGAUAAGAAUUCUGGGAAAAAAAUGAGAUAUAAAUAUAUUUUUUUAUGAUUUUAACGUGAUUAUAGUUUGGCAGUAUCGUUUAACGUUUUCAAUUAAAAAAACGACUGUUUCUCAGACAACGAAGCAGUGCGAGAGGGGUGACAGUUGAUUAAUAAUAAACAUGAAAAUUAACAAAUUUAAUUGUUACACAAAAAAGUUUAAGAACAAUAUAAUUUACUCAGUAGGUACUAUAUACUUGAGAACUACUAUUGAAAUAUUUUAAAUAAUAUGUCAUAAAAAAAAUUUUCGUCUUUAUUCGUUCUUAUAUUAUAAUCUCGUCGAUAAACAUUUUAAUUCACUAUUGUUUUGUUGAUGGCAAGACAUAUCUCGUGUUGCCGAUUAACGUAUAAAUCGGAUUAACACACCCCUAUCGCACUAACAUCGUUGCACAUUUAAUUAACAUCAAAUAAAUUAUAUAAUAGAUAUAUGUAACCAUCAUUUUAAUGAAAAUUGUUACCCUGUGUUAUAAAAUAGUGUAAAUAAUUCAUUUUUUUUACACCGAAUCGGAUUUACUGGGUCGUACAAAACUAGCAAUUGUACAUACAGCCACAGUUUUUAUUAAUAUUGUGUGCAAAAUGGAUAAGACCAUGACUAUACUAUAAUCUAAGUUGUAAAUAUAUAUUAAUAUACCGAUUUAUUUAAUUAUCUACCGUUUUAUUGUACUGGAAUUAUCAGCGUCAAAUGUUCUCAGUACGUUUGUUGGAACAUUCCACAUGAGUUUUUGUUUUUAGAAUUAUGUUUUUAAUCUAAUAUAGUCGCAACUAUUUCUCGACAUGAGGUGCAUAAAGUUGGAUCUAUUUUUUGCAAAAACAAUUUUGGAAUUGAUUCAUUCGGUUUCUAGGUACGCGGUUUUAGUAACUUGGUUUUUUCAUAUAAUGAAAACUUAACGUAAUUUUAACAAAAUAAGAAAUUUGAUUAAAAAAUGCGCACGUGGCAAAAACAUAUGACAGUACUUACAUAGGUAACUUUUGUUCUUAUGGCCUAUUAUUCUGAACAGGAUAAUAAGGACAAAAAUUAUUAUUAUGUUUUAUAUGGUUUUUAAACAAUAUAUCUAUUGUUUUCUUGUCUAAUAUUGACACCAUAAGUGGUAUAAUUAUUGGUUGGUAUUCUUUUUAUUAUUUUACCGAAUUACCGAUAAAAUCUCGAUCAUCUAAACUUAUAGACAAUUUAAAUACUACCCAUGUUGAAACAUGUAGAAGUAAUCAUAGUCAAAACAUAGGUAAACUAAAAAAAAACUAAAAGUAAACUACGCUCUUUUGACAGUAUUUACUAUAAAAAAAAACUGGUGAUACCAAAUAUGAUUCCGCAUAUUUACUCAAUUUCAAAUAUUUUUUUAAAUUGUACACUUUUAAUGCGAAAAGACGAUUUGUUCAACUUAAAAAAAGCUUUGUCGCUCUUAUGUCUAGAUCUGUUGCGACAGGUUAAAGUGCAAAAUAUAUUUAAUAUGUGAUUCAGAUGUUUUUUUGUUUGUUUGUCAUAAUAAGUACUUAUCAGCAAUUACAGUGAGAUAUUUUUGUUUUGUUCAAUUUAUUAUAGUAACUGACCCAAUACACAGAUUAUAUCGAGAGGUGAAAGGCUAGUUGGUUUAAGCGACAUUUAUCUUUGUAAUUAAAGAUCCGUUUUAUUUGAUACUAGCGACCCGCCCUCGCUUCGCUUCGUAAACUAUGAUUUAUUAUUGAUUUCUCCACUAUUUAAUGGAUGUUAUUAUACAUAUUAACCUUUCCUCUUCAAUCACUCUAUCUAUUAAAAAAAACCGCAUCAAAAUCCGUUGCGUAGUUUUAAAGAUUUAAGCAUACAUCGGGACAGACAGAUUAUAUAGGGACAGAGAAAGCGACUUUGUUUUAUACUAUGUAGUGAUUAGUAUCAACAAUUCGAUGUUUUUAAUUGAACUUCAAUUCUGUUCACACCAUUCAAAUAGCUCAAUAUGUUUUUUAUUAUGUUUUUUUUUUCCAAAUUUUAAAAUUUAAAUUACUCUUUUGUAUAGUAGCAAAAGUGUCACUUAAAUGAAAUAGCCUUUUACUCCUCGUUAUGAGAAUGGGUUUUGUUCAAAUUAUUUAGUAUUUUGGUUAAACCAGGUAUGUAAGUAGUUAAUUAGAUAUUUUCAUAUCGAAAUUAGAAACUAUGGUAUAAGGAAAUUGACCAUUAUUGUGUAUUUUUAUUCAUGAUAUAAAUAAAUUAGUUACUUUUUUCGUAAAGGUUUUAAACUUUACUUAUUUUUUUAUUGGGUCACAUAAUAUAAUGUAGUUUAAAUUGUCCUGCUAAAUAUUGGGAAAAUAACAAUUUUUUUUAGUGAAAAUUAACAAUUUAGUGAAUUUUUCAUUUUUAUUUUAAACAUUAUAAAAGUUUUUGUGUAUAUAAAUUAUUACAGUAAAAAUAAAUAUAUAUUAUUCGUGAUAUUGUUUAUUAAAAAAUACAUAAUUUGUUAAUAAAGUAUUAUGUUUAAA